AUGAAUAAGCCCAAGCCUGGCUUCUUUCGGCGCUUGGCCGACAGGCUCGCCACCGACUCGGAACCUGGGUUGACAAACACCCAACUUAUGUUAACGAACGAUGAUCUCAAACCAGUUGAGCCUGCGCGUCGUCAAUGGGGUCCCUGGAACUUUGUCGGCUUCUGGAUCGCCGAUUCAUUCAACAUCAACACAUGGAUGAUCUCGUCAUCCAUGAUCGUUGGUGGUCUGUCGUGGUGGCAGUCAUGGCUCUGUGUCUGGAUUGGCUAUGCCAUCUCAGGAUUAUUCAUCGCCUCCACGGGCCGCAUAGGUGCCACUUACCACAUUGGCUUCCCCGUUGUCAGUCGCUCGUCCUUCGGCAUCUGGGGUAGCCUUUGGCCUGUCUUCAACCGCGCCGCCAUGGCGUGUAUUUGGUACGGUGUCCAGGCUUACAUCGGAGGACACUGUGUGUACCUCAUGAUCCGCUCCAUCUGGAAGAGCUGGGACCGGGAGAAGAUCCACAAUACCUUUCCCGAGGACUCUGGAACAACUACAGCGGAUUACAUUUCGUUUUUCAUCUUCUGGUUCUGCUCACUUCCAGCUAUCUGGUUCCCUGUACACAAGAUUCGCCACCUCUUCACCGUGAAGGCCUAUUUCGUGCCAGCUGCGGGCGUUGCCUUCCUCAUCUGGGCUGUUGUCCGGGCCGGAGGUGUUGGUCCCAUCGUGAAGCAGCCCGCCAGAAUAUCAGGCUCCGAGCUCGCUUGGGAGUUCGUUAAGGGAGUCAUGAGUUCUAUUGCUAACUUCGCCACACUGAUUGUCAAUGAUCCCGAUUUCGCCCGUUUUGCUGGCAAGCCUAGAGAUGCUUUGUGGUCACAAGUCUUCACCAUUCCCAUCGGCUUCGCUGUCACAUCAUUCAUCGGCAUCAUCGUUUCGUCCUCCUCGACCGUCAUCUAUGGUGGCGAGCCCAUUUGGGACCCUCUGGAGCUCCUGGAGAGGUUCAUUGACGAUGGCGGCUCGGCCCAGCGCUUCGGCGUUUUCGUCAUUUCUGCUGCCUUCACCCUUGCGCAGCUCGGUACCAACAUCGCGGCCAACUCGGUCUCGGCCGGCACUGACAUGACAGCGCUGUUGCCACGCUGGUUGACCAUUCGUCGUGGCGGCUACAUUUGUGCUGCGGUGGGCCUGGCCAUGUGCCCCUACACUUUGCUUACAUCCAGCAACAAGUUCACAACCUAUCUUUCGGCCUAUAGCGUCUUCCUUUCGUCGAUUGCGGGAGUCAUGAUCUCCGACUACUACUUUGUCCGCCGUGGCUACCUCGAGGUCAAGGAGCUGUACGACGACCGCAAGACAGGGCCGUACUACUUCACCUGGGGUAUCAACUGGCGCGCCUAUGCUGCCUACAUUGCUGGCAUCCUGAUCAACGUCGUUGGCUUCGCCGGUGCAGUUGGCAGAGAAGUUCCGAUUGGAGCUACAUACAUUUACAACCUCAAUUUCUUCUGUGGGUUCAUCGUCUCGGCUGUCAUGUACUGGGGGCUGUGCAAGUUGUUCCCCAUUCCAGCUACGAGCGACAAGUGGCUGGAAGUGGGCGAUCUCAUCGACGAACUGAGACUCGCAUAUGACACCGAGAGCACUACCGAUGAUGUGGCGCAUACAAAAGCUGUGAAUGCAAUGGUCUAA
Messenger RNA from Thermochaetoides thermophila DSM 1495, 1650 nucleotides. RefSeq names its product uracil permease-like protein. Gene Ontology annotation, cellular component: plasma membrane. Gene Ontology annotation, biological process: nucleobase transport; transmembrane transport. The transcript is spliced from 4 exons. NCBI's taxonomy places the organism in Eukaryota, Fungi, Ascomycota, Sordariomycetes, Sordariales, Chaetomiaceae. The record is from RefSeq and is a predicted model, not a curated record. The coding region runs from base 1 to 1650 and encodes 549 amino acids. Gene Ontology annotation, molecular function: nucleobase transmembrane transporter activity.